GAGGAGGAGGUCACGGCCACGCCAGUCCGAAGAGGACGUCUACUUCUCCAAGUCAGACCAGCUGAAGCCCCUCAAGACCUAUGUUGACCCCCACACCUAUGAAGACCCCAACCAAGCCAUGCUGAAGUUCACCACCGAGAUUCAUCCGUCCUCCAUCACCCGCCAGAAGGUCAUCGGCGCCGGUGAAUUUGGGGAGGUCUACAAGGGCACCCUGAAGCGUGGGAAGAAGGAGGUGCCCGUGGCCAUCAAGACCUUGAAGGUGGGCUACACGGAGAAACAACGGGUGGACUUCUUGAGUGAAGCUGCCAUCAUGGGCCAGUUUUGCCACCACAACAUCAUCCGCCUGGAAGGGGUCGUCUCCAAAUACAAGCCCUUCAUGAUCAUCACGGAGUACAUGGAGAACGGGGCGCUGGAUAAAUUCCUGCGGGAAAAAGAGGGGGAGUUUGGCGUCAUCCAGCUGGUGGGGAUGCUGAGGGGCAUCGCCGCCGGCAUGAAGUACUUGGCCAACAUGAACUACGUCCACCGGGACCUGGCCGCCCGCAACAUCUUGGUGAACAGCAACCUGGUGUGCAAGGUGUCUGAUUUUGGGCUCUCAAGGGUGUUGGAAGAUGACCCCGAAGCCACCUACACCACCAGCGGAGGGAAGAUCCCCAUCCGUUGGACAGCCCCCGAGGCCAUCUCCUACCGCAAGUUCACCUCGGCCAGCGACGUCUGGAGCUACGGCAUCGUCAUGUGGGAGCUGGGGGGCGGGCCUUCCGGGGACCUCUCCAACCACGAGGUGAUGAAGGCCAUCAACGAGGGCUUCCGCCUGCCCGCCCCCCUGGACUGCCCCUCUGCCAUCUACCAGCUGAUGAUGCAGUGCUGGCAGCAGGACCGUGCCCGGCGCCCCAGGUUUGCUGAUGUGGUCAGCAUCCUGGACAAGCUCAUCCGAGCCCCCGAGUCCCUCAGGGCCUUGGCAGACUUCGACCCUCGGUGA
Molecule: messenger RNA, 976 nt
Organism: Merops nubicus (carmine bee-eater)
Lineage: Eukaryota; Metazoa; Chordata; Aves; Coraciiformes; Meropidae
Product: ephrin type-A receptor 2-like
Biological process (GO): protein phosphorylation; axon guidance
Cellular component (GO): neuron projection
Molecular function (GO): ATP binding; transmembrane-ephrin receptor activity
Source: RefSeq, a predicted model, not a curated record